Messenger RNA from Cladophialophora immunda, 3044 nucleotides. RefSeq lists its product as uncharacterized. The transcript is spliced from 2 exons. The record is from RefSeq and is a predicted model, not a curated record. Bases 268 to 2181 code for a protein of 637 amino acids. Lineage: Eukaryota; Fungi; Ascomycota; Eurotiomycetes; Chaetothyriales; Herpotrichiellaceae.
CACGGGAGUUGUCUCUUCUCCCACUGCUGAGAAAAAGGGCGGAUCUUCCACACCGGUCGGGAAUAACUUGAUUUCCUCCACCCACGAAUCCCUCCUCCCUUGACUCAGACAGAGCCUGGGGCCACAUACCUGGCUGACCCAAUGGUCGAACAUUUACAGAGUUGAACUGCUUUGCAAAGUCAAUUGAAUCUACCAAGCAUUCCUCUGGCGUUCCGUUUACCACUGCGCCUGGCUUGUCCAGCUUUUGCGGCUUCCUCACCCGCAACUAUGGAACCACCAAUCCCCCCGGAUCACCUUUUUGCUCCGGUUGAUCCUGGUCGUCGUAUGCACGACCCGUUUGAAGAUGGCUUCGAUGACCGUUUCGUUGAAGAGCCUGCCUUUGUUGAAGAGCGGGCACCAAGUGUCCAACAACGCUUUGACAGAAUGACACUUGACGAUGACCCAGAAGAAAUCCGUCCUCGUGCGGAUCGGAUGCGAUCUGCUGACAUUCUCCCAACCUCACAAGAUUAUCUAUAUUAUCGUCUGUCAAAGCGCGGCGACGAUUGGGGCUCGUGUGUCAAAAAGCCAAUCAAUGCCCCGGUCGAUGAAAUCGAGAGGAAGGCCAGGAAAGGGAGAGGUGGUGAUGCUCCAGUGUUAGAGCAGCUGACUCGUAUGCCGCCGCUCCGCCGGAGCAUGCUCGAUGAAGUGGUCCGGAAGGUCAAUGGCCAAGAGGCAGGAGAUACCCAUUGGGAAGUUGUCUACAUCAAGUCAAAGAGAGUACAGAACCGAAAGGGCAAAAUGGAAGUCCCGGAAAUGGAUGUCAUUCUGGCCCGAUCUAAAGACAGGUCGAGAUCAAGGGCCAAGUCCUUCGGUGGGGAGAAGGUGAGGAAAGUCGAAGCGGUCCGAGAAAAGAGAUACACCAACGACAGCUACGGCCGUGCAAGGAAAGAUUCAGUCCUCGACAGAUUAGAGGAUCCUGUCGCGAACUUGCCACUUUUUGAGGCAGACGGGACGCCACGAGACGAGCUAGGCCCGAUGCAUUUCAAUAACGCUAAUCUUCCUCCAUAUAUCGCAAGAGACACGCCACUGGGGUCGAAGCCCGAGCAGAAGAAGGACAAGGCGGAGAAGAAGCGCAGCAAGUCUCGUAGUAAGUCGCGAGAUAGGGGUGGACUUCAUGAUGAAGAUGGUGUCUUCGUGGUGCCUGAGGCGCAGGAUUAUGCCACCGACGCCGUGGACCCCGCUCCUGUGGAUGCAGUCUUUGCUGAAGGCCCAGCUGAUCAUCGCGGCCGUCGAGGGCAUUCGCCACAGGAGCAUCCCGUGGUCGUUGUUGAGGGUGAUGCUCGAAGAUCUCAUUCUCGACAUCGGAUGCAACCGGAGACACGCUCCAAGUCUCGUCGCCGAGAGUCUGUGCAUUUCCCCAAUCAGCAUACUCAGCAGUAUUUUGACGGAAGUUACGCAUCGUCGGAAAAUAGCGAUGCUAGCCAUUAUGGUUUUGUGCCCGACUACGCAGAAAGCUCCAAUACCUCCCUCAGCACACCUGGAGGUGUUCCUCGCCGAGGAAGCCUGGUGUAUAGCCAGGGCCGCCCCGACGUUGUGUAUAAGAAACAUCACCCUGGACCUAGCAGGAGACAGUCCUACGUGGAACGACCAUAUCAUGGCGAGCAACAGAUUGUCGUGCCAGCAACCACACGUCGGAACUCUUAUGUCGUCUAUGAGCAACGACCAUCAGAGGUCCGCCAGGAACGCCAUCCCCGACUAAUGAGGCAAGCGACAGCGCCCAUCCCCGAGGAUAGACAGAUCGUCCAUCGCGACCUUCCUCGACGGUCGAGGGAGCAAGAUUUUGCACCCCUUCGUCGCUAUACCACUCACGAGUCUGCCAUGCCAAUCGUUCACUAUCACCAUCCAGAGGAUGAACGUGACGGCUACUACCGCGACGAACUCGACCGCCAAAGUAUCCGAGUAGAGGACUAUCAGCGUGAUCGGGUCCUCGAGGAUCAUUUGAGUCAACGCGAACGACAAGUGACUGCCCGCGAGAGGCAACUGGAGAUCCGAGAAGAUGAACUCAGGCACGCAAAGAGACAGCGCGAGCUGACAGGAGAACGAGAAUACUACGACGACAGAGAUGUCAGGAGGGAGAGGAGGGAGACAAGAAGGCUCUAUUACGACGCAAGAACAGGGGAGCACUUCUUCUACAAUGAUUAGUGCUGGAAGCUCGACACGCAGUUGACGAUGGCGUCCGGAGAUGUUUUAAGAUUGCAGACCUCGCUGUUUCAAUUUGUGGGAUGUUGGCAUUUCCAAACGCAUGUUGCGGUCGGAGGUUAUGGAACCGCGCAGCCCAGGAGAACAAUUGUUCCCGGCUCAAAAAGGAAACCUUUUUUUCUUUGCCUGCCUCGAUUUGUUAUUACCCUCGGAAGACGUCAUCAAGGCUCGCUGCCACCAUCGGUGAAGGAAGAAAUAACUAUUACCUGCCAUGCUGGACAGGAACACCAAUCAAAACGGAAUAUGUGAUACGAGAAACCUUUGGCGGUCUUGAGGUGAGGACCUCAUCGACGUGACCUGAGCUCGCAGCAGACUGAGCGUAUGAACUGAUGGAGAUCGGAAGUGCAGAUUGACGACACUCUAUCUGCUACCUCUUUCCAACGAUGCUGUGUAUGCGACGAUUUUGAUAUGACUGGGGUAUGAUGGAUUUCCUUGUUUUCACUUCUUGCUGUCUCUUCUGGAAGAUACCCCGCCGUUCUUUUAUUUUUGGCGAGCAGAUUGGGAGUCUGAUCUGUACCUCUUGUAUUGUUUCUACAGUUGGUUGUUGAAAGGGAGCAGGAACGAGCGAGCAACCAAAUUGAUUGAGAACCCUUUGGAGAUCUUGAUGUUGUUUUCUAGGGAAGCGUGGCUGGGUCCACGUCGGUCUCUGGCAAUGGGAUAUUAAGUGCGAGACUGAGAAUGAUGAGCAUGGCAUGAGCAUGAGCAUGAGCAGGAGACUGAGAGUGAGGUUGAGGCUGUGGCUGAAAAGCAGGGACUGAAUUGUACCUCCAAAAAGCCUUUGAUUGAAUGUCAUGACAACUUUUGCC